This is a messenger RNA of Lathyrus oleraceus (garden pea), 609 nucleotides long. RefSeq lists its product as uncharacterized. The transcript has a single exon. NCBI's taxonomy places the organism in Eukaryota, Viridiplantae, Streptophyta, Magnoliopsida, Fabales, Fabaceae. The record is from RefSeq and is a predicted model, not a curated record. Bases 1 to 609 code for a protein of 202 amino acids.
AUGGGACCAAAAGUAGAAGUUGUUAUUUCUGAGAAUGUUAUGCCUGAUGAAGUAACUACUCCUCAUACCAGACCUCAUGGUAAUUCUCCUAUGAUUGAUACUUCUUUCAAUUCUGCUCAAUUUGAUUUUACUAUUUCAUUUACUCCUCUUCAACCAAUUCCACCAACAUCACUCUCCAUCCCUUUUGGAACCAUAUCAACUCCCAUUUCAAAACAACUAAGUAUAUCUGUUACAAUUACCACCCCUACACCAACUAUUUCUGUAACAAUUCCAAUACUAAUUCCAACUAUAUCUGAAUCAACCAUCACUACUACUGUUCCAAUUAUUUAUGAAACAACUACAACUACUACCCCGAUAACCACUGUAACCAAUCUACCACAAAUACCUCAAAUUCUUCUCUCCCAAAUCUUGAAUCCAAAUGAAAGCAUCAGACCUGAACAAACCCCCACUAUAAAAACUGAACAACCAUUUGAACCAACACCACCACCAAUUAUUGAACCAAACCCACUGACCCUAAACCAAAUCAACCAGAAGACUUCUCUUCUGAUUCAAUCUUUUCCACACCCUCUUCAUUCAUACUCACUAUCCCUAAAAUGUGUGCUUUUCUAG